Messenger RNA from Oncorhynchus gorbuscha (pink salmon), 405 nucleotides. Its product is annotated as E3 ubiquitin-protein ligase rnf213-alpha-like. The annotation marks the transcript as partial. Gene Ontology annotation, biological process: ubiquitin-dependent protein catabolic process; sprouting angiogenesis; negative regulation of non-canonical Wnt signaling pathway. The transcript has 3 exons. Gene Ontology annotation, molecular function: ubiquitin-protein transferase activity; ATP hydrolysis activity. The record is from RefSeq and is a predicted model, not a curated record. Gene Ontology annotation, cellular component: nucleolus; membrane; cytosol. Lineage: Eukaryota; Metazoa; Chordata; Actinopteri; Salmoniformes; Salmonidae.
UUCCCAACUGUCAACUAAAGAGGCCAGAAAUACCUGGGAGACAACCGUUGCUACUGACAUCAUCACUCCUCAGUUGAAGCAUCUUGACCAGCGGCUGAGAGAGGUGAAUGCCACAAUCAGAAAUGACUCGCGUGUCUCCUCUAACUUCAUCAUGAGGGUGACAUUCGGGGAUGAGUGUCCGUUGUCCUCGCUACCUCGGGGCUCCCAGGUCCACUGUUCAGGAGUGUGGAGCUGCAGAGAGAGGGUGUCCCUACUCAGCCUCACCCACAUCGUAGAGCAGAACGACGGAAAGGACAAGCUCCCUCUACUAUGGAGGUUCCUACAGAAGGAGGCAGAGUUCCGGCUGGUGAGGUUCCUUCCAGAUAUCCUGGCCCUGCAGAAGAGUCUGGUGAAAAGGUUCCAGAG